Molecule: messenger RNA, 1775 nt
Organism: Sorex fumeus (smoky shrew)
Lineage: Eukaryota; Metazoa; Chordata; Mammalia; Eulipotyphla; Soricidae
Gene: NAP1L4
Product: nucleosome assembly protein 1 like 4
Exons: 15
Coding region: 138-1298 (386 amino acids)
Biological process (GO): nucleosome assembly
Cellular component (GO): chromatin; nucleus
Molecular function (GO): chromatin binding; histone binding
Source: RefSeq, a predicted model, not a curated record
GCGCCGGCCAAUGGGCGGCCGCGUUGUUGGCGGCCACGGCGGCGCAGCCCCCGGAGCGAGCGCAGGCACCACCGCCAGUGCGGCAGGAGGCGUGAGGAGCGGACGCGCGGCUCCGAGCGGGAGCUAAAAACAUUCAGAUGGCAGAUAACAGUUUUUCAGAUGGUGCUCCUUCGGAUUCUGUGGAAGCUGCAAAAAAUGCAAGUAAUACAGAAAAGCUCACAGAUCAGGUGAUGCAGAACCCCCAGGUGUUGGCGGCGCUGCAGGAGCGACUGGACACGGUCUCCCACACGCCUUCAAGCUACAUUGAGACUUUACCUAAAGCAGUAAAAAGAAGAAUUAAUGCAUUGAAACAGCUUCAGGUCAAGUGUGCUCAUAUAGAAGCCAAGUUCUACGAAGAAGUUCACGACUUGGAAAGGAAGUACGCGGCUUUGUACCAGCCUCUCUUCGACAAGAGAAGGGAAUUCAUCACUGGGGACGUGGAGCCCACGGACGCCGAGUCAGAGUGGCACAGUGAGAACGAAGAGGAGGACAAGCUGGCUGGAGAUGUGAAAAACAAAGUCGUCAUAGCGGAGAAGGAAGCGGCGGAGGCAGAGGAGCCCAACCCCAGGGGCAUCCCCGAGUUCUGGUUCACCAUCUUCAGAAACGUGGACAUGCUCAGUGAGUUGGUCCAGGAGUAUGACGAGCCUAUCCUGAAGCACCUGCAGGACAUCAAGGUCAAGUUCUCUGACCCCGGGCAGCCCAUGUCUUUUGUAUUAGAGUUCCACUUUGAGCCCAAUGACUACUUCACCAACUCAGUCCUGACGAAGACGUACAAGAUGAAGUCGGAGCCGGAUAAGACUGACCCCUUUUCCUUUGAAGGCCCCGAAAUAGUCGACUGUGACGGGUGCAGCAUCGACUGGAAGAAGGGCAAGAACGUCACCGUGAAGACCAUCAAGAAGAAGCAGAAGCACAAGGGCCGGGGCACCGUCCGCACCAUCACCAAGCAGGUGCCCAACGACUCCUUCUUCAACUUCUUCAGCCCGCUCAAAGCCUCUGGGGACGGAGAGUCACUGGACGAAGACUCAGAGUUCACGCUGGCCUCGGACUUUGAGAUCGGCCACUUCUUCCGCGAGCGGAUCGUGCCCCGCGCCGUGCUCUACUUCACAGGGGAGGCCAUCGAGGACGACGACAACUUUGAAGAAGGUGAGGAAGGAGAAGAGGAGGAAUUGGAAGGUGAUGAGGAGGGAGAAGAGGAGGAGGACGCGGAGGUGAACCCCAAGAAGGAGCCCAGCCAGCCCUCGGAGUGCAAGCAGCAGUGAGCCGCCGCAGCGCGGGGGACGCCGGCCGGCGAGCCUCGUUGUCAAGUGCAUGGUUUUACUCUCGCCUUUCCUUUCUCUCGGUUAUUUUGCUUAACCUGUACAGUGACGGCUUCAGUGCAUUUCAGAAACAGGAGGUUGACGGCAGCCCCGCCCCGGCCAGGCUGCAACUCGGGCCUCCCCAGCCCCUGCCCGGGGCCCGUAGACCGUGUGGGAGUAGCCGCAGGCCUCACGGCCCGACCAGCUGGUGGACUCGAGCCGCCUCCACCGGGGAGGCGCCCAGCCUCGCGGGGGUCUCCUGGCCCUGUCCCAGGGCGAGGCUCCUCGUAUUUAUUUAUCGCUUUCUGCUUGUGCGGGCUCGGGCCGCAUCGGGCUUGUCUGGCUGUGAAGACGGGACUGGGGGAGCGUGGCCAGCCGGGUCCCUGCGCGCGUCCCGUCCCGCUGUGUCUGGGCGGGGCGAGGCUGCCCGGCUCACCCAUU